Molecule: messenger RNA, 2694 nt
Organism: Nicotiana tabacum (common tobacco)
Lineage: Eukaryota; Viridiplantae; Streptophyta; Magnoliopsida; Solanales; Solanaceae
Biological process (GO): actin filament organization
Cellular component (GO): membrane; actin cytoskeleton; myosin complex
Molecular function (GO): ATP binding; actin filament binding; microfilament motor activity
Source: RefSeq, a predicted model, not a curated record
CUUCCUUACUUUUACCUUGAAGGUAAUGCCCUCAAUUGGUUCGAUGGGCUAUUCCACAAUAAGUAAUUCCAUGAUUGGAAGCAUUUCAAGGAGAAACUAAUUCUAUAUUUUGGGAAAUCACAACUUCGAUGCUAUGAUGGGGCGUUUGGACAAACCUUCUCAUGCUUGUUCAAACGAAUUGGGUUAUGCAACAGUAGUCCCACCAGAGGCCCAAGUGUCUUCCUUUAUCAAUUUCCAUAUCCCCAACUCAAUUGGGUGCCAAUCUGCUUUGAAAGAUGAAACUUCAAAUGCGGACCAUUUGUUCGUUGAAAGGCUAGUUAUAGUUGUGAGCCUAGAAAGUCAUGAUCCUAAUACUUGUUUAAUCGAUGGAAAACUUUUAGCAACUUCCAUAGAUGAGGUUUUCGAGGAAAGCUUGGGAAAUAAGGAAAACUUAGUCAAGUCUAACUAUUCAGUCAAUGACUAUUAUACAGAAAUAGAAGACCACAUAUUCGACGAAAUAUCGCAUCAAAACAGUAGCUCCGAGGUGUUCAUUAUUGAGGGAUAAAAUUCCAAAGUCCUUACUAAUAUGAGCAGAUCUGAAUUAAUAGAUGCAACAUCAGAGGAAGAUGAGGUGCUCAAUGAAAAUUCCCAUAGAAUUUCAUUCUAGGAGAUAAGGCCAAGUGCAACUCGGGUAUCACGUCUAGUUCCUUUUGAUGGCCGAGAAUCUGCAGUGCAAAAUAAGCAUCUUGAACGUGAUAUGCCAACAAGAUUCUACAGAGAACGAGGAGGCACAUACACUAUUUGAUGCAGUUGGGAAAAAAUGAAGUUGUUUAUUUGCAAAAUUGUCUAAUAUGAAGCAAUUAGGUGGAGUUGAAUUCGGUGUUACGGUCUUUUAUCCCAUGCAUCAUGAUAUAUGUUUUCGGGUGCCUAAGAAUAUUGAGGAUCCACAUCUUGAUAAAUUUUUUAUGGAGUUUGAGUGUGGCCUUCUAAAAGAACACGCUCUAGUUCACAAAACAAUGUUUACUUCUCUGUCUAUUGUCUUUGAUCCUGGUGGGGUAAAUACUUGCCUUUGUGCGACGAGCGAGCAACUUCUCUUUAGUCUAAUGAAAGACUUAACUACAGAAACUUAUGAUACACCACAACAGUACAUAAAGACGCAUGCUGCGGUAGCUGCACUUGCUGCCAUGUUACAAAAGUGGGUAGUACUUGAAUUAAGGAGUGGAUCUAAAGUGAAGCUUCGAGCUAUACAGGGUGCUGGUUACACAUUUUCUGGUGUCAUUGAAGUAGUAGAGUUGGUUGCAUGCCAUAGAUUACAUCAUGGCUUAGGUGAUGCAUUUAUUUAUGGUAUCCUCUUGAACAAGUAUAGGAUUGCGGGGCAGGUUAUAACUAAACUCAAUCUGAUAAUGCUCAAGAGUUCCACUAUAAAUCGAAAAGAUCAUGGUUGUAGUUGGUUGAUAGCAGGUGCAAUAGAGAGAUUUAGUGUAGAGCGUGCUUCUAAAACUAUUUAUCAGUUCUUCAAGGAGACCAAUUCUAGCUUCGACGGGUUUGAGCAUGUUAAGGAGUGGGCACAAGAAAUCAUGGUUAUAGGUCUUGUUAUGCAUACUUGUAUAGUGGUUACAUUUGUGAACACAUCUUCAGUUGCUAAUUCUGGUGUUAAUAACAUGACAAUGAUUAUUGUGGGUAAAAGCAAUAUUUUCUUAGUUAGGGAUGAAAAUGGCACCGACAAGACUGAAACCGCUACGAUGUUUAUGCCCUAUCUUGCCUAUUUUGGUGGUCAUAGAACCAUUGAAAGGUGGGAUGUGGAAAAACUAGUUUUGGAGUCAUAUCCAGUUCUUGACGCACAUAGCAGUGUCAAAACAAUUAGAAAUACCAAAUCAAUCCAUCAAAGUAAAAUUGUGGAGCAGUUUGUCCAAAAUGGAAGGCCAACUAGUGUAGCAACCAAGGAGGAGAUCAAAAGGUGUCAUUUGGGGGAUCCAAAAUUAUUUAACUAUCUCAAUCAUUUUAAAUUCUAUGAAAUCCUAGCCGUUCGUGAUGGUUGGGAUAUUUUUGAAACAAGGAUGGCUAUGAAAAUUAUUGGUAUUAUCAAGCAAGAGCAGGAGGAAAUUAUAAGAGUGGUGGCCUUUGUUCUUCAUCUUGCUACCAGUGACACACAUUCGAGCCUCGCAAUUAUGAUAUCAAUGUUGAUUUGUUCGAACCUUGAAGACAAUGUUCUUAUUGAGGUCGGAAGUAUUGUUAUGAAUCGACCCCAACUCUAUAUGGACACCAACAAAAAUGUCACACAAAUAGACACUAGGCCGAGAAGAAGCAAUUGGGCCAAGCCUUCACAAAGGUUAAUCUGGGAUCCAGGCUGAGGGCGUCGUUAAAUAGUAUGGGGUAUCGCUAUCAGUAGGCUAUUAUAAAUCAUGUGCCAAGGCAACUCUUUGUUUCUCAUCCCCGUUUCUUCUGGUAUCUCAGCACCUUCUUCAGUUUAUCUUCGCAUCUCCUUCUUCAGUCUAUCUAUCCAUAGUUGUUACUUUCAACAUUUCUGCAUUUCCGUUUGCACUUUAGCCAAUUGAGUCGUUGCAUUUACUUUCGAAGAUUGUAAUUGAACUCCAACUUUAUUAAUAUAAUUGAGUAUUUUGGUUACUGUUCCAUUGGAAUCUAAGUUCGUUCCAAGUUCAACCCUCAUUGCAUCCAUAGAUGGAUGUCCAAUUCUGCUACAUGCCCAGUCUAUUG